Messenger RNA from Daphnia pulex (common water flea), 8742 nucleotides. Its product is annotated as myb-like protein Q. Gene Ontology annotation, molecular function: DNA-binding transcription factor activity, RNA polymerase II-specific; RNA polymerase II cis-regulatory region sequence-specific DNA binding. Bases 4716 to 6680 code for a protein of 654 amino acids. Gene Ontology annotation, cellular component: nucleus. Gene Ontology annotation, biological process: negative regulation of transcription by RNA polymerase II; anterior/posterior pattern specification. Lineage: Eukaryota; Metazoa; Arthropoda; Branchiopoda; Diplostraca; Daphniidae. The transcript is spliced from 3 exons. The record is from RefSeq and is a predicted model, not a curated record.
UGUAUGGAUGUACUACUACUACUCUACUCUCUCUCUCUCUCUUUUUCCCCAGCAAUUUUUUUUUUCUCUCCCUCGUGUUUCGUUUGUUAGCCGGCGUAGUCUUAUAUCAUAGACACGCCAUCUUGAACUCGAUUUCCUCCAACACACAGCACAUAGAGCAGAAAGAAGAAGAAGAAAAAAAGAACUUCCCAAAACAGUCGACAAGGGCCGCCGCUGAGUUGAGAGCUGGGCUGCUGACUUUUUCGGUGUAAGAAAGAACCAGGAGAACUUGCUGGAAAAAAAAGUACUUUGAUUUCUUUCGUAUUUCUUUCGGCGCUCGAACUAGCGUCGGAAUUGUUAAUGAAACGAAAUACCAUUAGCAACUUGUGAGAUUCGCGUUCAUUUCUCUUCAUUUCCAUAUCAAGCGCUGGGCUCUUGGGCCGACGCCAAGAACGGCCUUCCAUUUUUCAAAGGAAAUUUUUUUCAAAAGAAGACAUUCUUCUUCUUCUUUUUCCUGGCUGUAUGGUCUGUUUCUCGCUUCGUGUAUAUGUGUAAUAACUAAACGCGCCGUUGCCAGUUUGCGGUUCGAGUCCCUCACAUAACCACACAACCAUUUGUCCCGAGCCUGUCCUCAUCUUUCUGCUUUGCCAUUCAUCCCGCAGACAAAAAAGGAAGGAAGCAAAGAAAAUGAAAACCGCAUCAAAAAGGAAAUAAAUCCUUUUUCUUCCUUCUUAAAAGAAAAACCGAAAAAAAUAAAAAAAAGCCAUAGAGGACUUUAUCCGGCGCGAUUUUCCUCAACUGUUUGGCUAUACGGGAUCGACUAUGGCGAAUCAUCACAUAAAAAUAAAACGCGCAAUCCCCCUACGCAUCACUGUCUCUCUGUUAUGGGUCUAUCGAUAAUGGGCUGAACACAGGUGACGGGAUACAAUGGACGGCCGUUAAGGAAAGAGCGACAAAAAAAAGUUGUUUUUAAAAGAAGAAGAAUCUGAAAAAGGCCGCGCCAAAAUAUUUUGGUCGAGCCCAGAGGAUCCAAUACGCGGCCACGCCAAUACCCGAGGACCUUUUUUCACACACACACACAAGAAGAAGAUCAUUAAUACACGUCCGAAGAGAUGGGGGGAAAGACCCAACCAACACGUUGCAUCUCGAUUGGGCCAACGCCAUUGGUCCAACCAAAAAGACUUGAUCGAUAUUUCUCUCUCUCUCGCUCUCCCACACUUUCCAAACAAACAGACGAAAAAAAAAACACAUUUCAAAAGGCGCAAAAAAAUAAAAAAAGAGAUUUUCUAAUUGAAGAAUGACAGGUGAUGGAUGGGCACCAGGUAACAUUGGCUACGGUUACAGUCGAAAGUCAAACAACAAGUCACAACACCAAAAAUAAUAAAAAAAAAGAUCCGCGUUUUUACUUCCCUAUUUCACUAUGGGAACAUCUGCAAAGCAAUUUAGGAGGCGGAGGAAAAAAAAAACGUUUUGACUGUUUUUUUUCCUCACUUCUUUACAUCACUUGCGAUUUAUUUCAGUGUAAUUGCCAUAAAGGCGAAAAAAAAGGAAAGGUUGUUUUUACAUUUGUGCGCCUUACUGGCAUAAUAAAUGUUGCUGGCCGGACAUGGUUUAAAAAUAAAAACAGUACCCAUAGCUGCCCUCCCUACGUAUUUUGUUUUUCGCAGUGCACACAAGAAAUGGCGCGCGGUGUAGAGCAGUUUGGCGGCGGCGGCAGAAGGCCGGAACAGAUGAAGUAAAACGCAAUAAAAAUCAGUCGAAUCCCCCGAAAAGGAAAGAGAAAAAAAAAACAUUGCCGGUGUGCAACAAUUUUUUUUUUCUGCAGGGAUUGUUAGACUAUAUAGCGUACCAGUAUUUACCCAGACACACAUAUAUAGGGCUACGGUUAGAGGAACGAGAGAGAAGAAAAAAAAAACAGACGUUUUAUUACUCGCAGAGAGAUUCAUGGGUUCAAAAGAUGGAGGGGAUUUUCUCCGCCGUCGUCGGCGAAAUAGCCUCAACAUCAAUAAAAGAAUCUAGCCUAGAUAUGUACUUCUCUUUUCUAGGACUGCGAUUCAAGCGAAAGUCGCGCAAAAUUCCCCCCACUUCUAUCUCGAAAUAAUUUAAAUCAUUUUCCAAAGUCAUUUCUUUAUUUGAAAAAAGAAUUGGAUGAUUUACGCGAAUUCCCGCCGAGCGUACAUCAAAAAUCAUCCGGAAAUUCAUAUUCCUUUUUCUGAUGAUUUUUGAUUGAAACACGGUAUAAGUAUGGAGAAUCAAGAGAGGAAGAAGAAAUGUCUCUAUAUUUAUAGGAUAUCGGUAUACACACAGACGCAAGUCGCAUGGAUGGAAUCUGUGGCGUAAUUUAUGUCUGUGUGUGCGAGUUUGUAACUCUGUACGCGCGCGCGCGAGCAGACCUCUCUCUCGGCCCAGCUCGCCCAAGCCGCGACUCUUCGUUCACCAAGGCGGCAAGGAUUUAUCGUCGCGUUACGUUGAAGGUGCACCAAUAGCUCACCGGCCCCGGGCAACAAGACAUACGGUUGACAAUCAAAGAUAAAUCAUCGUGCGAAAAUAAAAAAGAAGAAGAAGAAAAAAUAAACCAUCGCCGGCUUGUUAUAGAUAUCUUCAUAGACGCUGGCGCUCGCAUAUGGACCAGCCGACGAUGAGGAACGAUCCGGAGCUAAAGAAUCCGCAGGUUGCGGCAGACUCAAUGCAAAUUUUGACCCAAACUAUCCCCCACCCCCUCCGACUUUUCAUUCCUCUUCCUCGCUGUACAACACGAUUGAGGUACAAGAAAGAGUUCUCAUCGGCAAUUUAUGGAUUCAGGUUAGAACGUUUCGCUGAAACCAGAGUGUGUCAUCGGAUCGUUUUUUUUUCUUUCCCCUUUUUUUUCUAUUUUUUAUUUUUCAAGGUGCCAAUUUACUUGGGCCGCUGUAAAAUCAACUACAGUUAUUAGACAGCCGCUAUCUCAAAACCGGUUCUGUACACACAAGUCUACUAUUUUCGAAAAAAAAGAAAACAAAAAACAAAAUUAAUACACAUUUUUUUGUUUUUUGUUCCCUUGUGUAAGGGGUCUCUCUCUCUCUCCCUCAUCCAACACCACCGGAUAUACACUACACCGGUUGUGAAACCCCUGGACGAAGACAAUAGAAAGCCAUUUACAUUUAAGCUACACAGAGGCACCACGCUGUGCAAAGCAGCAAGGGACGCCAUUUCCCAAUGAUUAAACCACUUCACUCGUCAUUAACAUUGGAGAUAAAUCUCCAAAGUUUUUAUUCUUUUUUAAAUUUCAAACAAGAGCUGCCCUUCUCCACCAAAAAACCAAGAACAAUUAAACCCCAGUGUCAAGCCCAUAUCGAAGCAGCAGCAGCAAACUCAACCAAAUUUCCUACCCCGAAAAGUGUUCGAAAAAGCCAAGUCGCUCGUGGAAAAAAAGUAUUGGUAAAGGGCGGGCUGAAGUUGAACUAGGCGACAACCUGAUUGGUGGAGCCGGUGGUCACGUGAGUUGGUCAUCACUUGGCGCGCGCAAAGAGUAACGUGUACACACACACACUGGAAACCAGAGGGGGGAAAGAAAAAAGGAAGAAGGUCCCCCUUUCGGAUGAGAGUGGCGGCGGCGACUCACGCGGCGGAGGGCGGGGGGAAGUCGCAAAGCGAACCCCCUAUAGCGCAAGGCAAAAAGGGGGCUGUGGCCAUAGGAGAAUAGAGCAAAAGCUUUUGCUUGCGCUCAUAGCGAAAAAAUAAAAAAGAGGAAAAAAACAAAUGGGCGAGAGUAUAGAGGAGGAAGAAGAAGUGAGGGGGGAGAGAAUGUUAUAAAAUAAAAAUAAAAGAGCCACCACCACUAGUACUAGUACUAGCACGCAAUGAGCAAAAGAGCGCGCGCCCCAAUAGCCGCACUAACUUCUAACUCAGCCAGCCCCAGCCGAGGGAGGAAAAUAUGAGCUCUAACCUGCACAGUUGAGACGCCAGUAGCGUGAAACGGCCUCGCAUGUGCAAGGCGGCGAUCAGAGGAGCUCUCUCUCUCUUUCCUAUCUAUCGCCUCCUCGUCUUCUCUUCAUUCCCGAGCUGAGCUCCGGCCUGUUCGCUCUCAUAGUGAAAAGUCUCUCAAUUUUCCUACAGACAACACAUUUGUUUCUCUCUCUACAAUUUCGUGAUUUAAAAAAUUAAAAAGUUUUUCAGUGCUCGCAAAUACGACCCGACUGAAUUGACAGAAAGGAACAGUGUGCAUGGUCGUCGACCAUCAUCAUCAUCGUCAACAUCGUCCAAGAUUACAAGUGACUUCAACAACAAAUGACACGGGAGUUUGUCUUAUCUCCGAUAUCGCCCAAGUCUCGGUAGUCCCGCGUGAGUGUGUGUGUGAGUGUACGUGUGUUAGCGCCAUCGCAGUGGAAGGAAGACCUUAAAAAAAAGAAAAAAUUCAAGACAACGAAAAACAUCAACCAGAAGAGGAAAAUAACAACAAAGAGUUUUCUACUAUCUCAAAUCAGAUUGCAGUAAUCUUCUAUUUUGAAUCGAUUCAAAAACUGUUUGAUUGCGUCAAUAGAUUUUUGCUUCAAGUCCUUGGAACCAGCACCAAAAUCCCAUAGAUAUUUUACACGAAAAACAAACAAAACAAAAACCAAAUUAAAAUUUUGAUGAUCCCUGAAACCCCGAAUAUUCUCAUUCAAAAGUGACAGUUGUAUCAUCAUUUCGGGUGGGGCGGCCCUUCGGACUUGUUUACAUUCAAAGAGACACACAGUGUGUGAGUGCGAGGUGGGAAAAUGAGUUCGUACUACGUGUCGUCGUACGGCGGCGGAGGGAUCGGCGGGAGCGAUGUGGUUCAAGCCGACCACUACCACGCUCCGGCACCUGUUCACGUCAGCGUGGCAACGGGACACAACAACAGCGGAGGUGGCGGAGUUCACCAUGCUCACCCCGGCAUGACGGGCAGCUUCGAGUCGGGCCCAUACGAUCCGUCUAGAAUCUACCACAUCCAGCCGCAACACCACAAUCAACAGCAACAGCAGCAACAGCAACAGCAGCAACAUCAUCACCAGCACCAGCAAAUGAGUUGCAAUCAAAACUACAGCCAGCAAGGAGCCUACCCCGGACGCUAUCCGCCCGCAUCCGCCUACGCGAUCCAUCAGCAGCAGCAGCAGCAACAACAUCAGCACGGCAAAGCCGCAGAAGCGGGCGGUUACUUCGCAUCUGUUGGGCAACAGCAACAACAGCAGCAGCAGCAACACAUUCGUUCUCAUCAACAGCCGGUUGUCAUUGGUCAACCGGAAGCCAGCGGGGUCGUAGUAACGACACAGCAGCAGCAACAACAACAACAACACCUCUACCGGCCGGCUUCGCCAAUGAUCAGCGCCAUGGCCCCCCAACACGGGUCGCCUCCGCUGGGCAACUACACCGGCGGAGUUGUUGUGGGUCAAAUCACCAAACCUUUGGUGGUCCCGUGCCAAGUGGAGACGUCGUCCUCGUCGUCGACCAGUCCGCAAUUAUCGUCGAUAUCUUACGGCCAUCCAACAUCUUUUCAAGCGCAACAUCACCGCCAGAUAGUCGCGGGCGUCGCUGGGCAACAACAACAACAACAGCAGCAGCAGCAGCAACAACACCUCCUGAGCCAUCAGCAGUACCUAAUCCAGCAGCAACAGCAUUCCAUCGUGCAGCAGCAGAGUGAACACCCAGUGGCGAGCUACAACAACAUCAAUGCGUCGGUUGUCGAGGGCUACCAACAACAUCCGGCCGUGGCCGAAAUGGCCGGCUACCAGCAGCAGCCCAACCACUCGCCACCACUCAUGUACAACAGCAACAACAACAGCCGAUGUGCUAGCAAUGGACAAAUGAGCAACAACAACGCCAACAACAAUUACAACGGCCAGCAGGUGUGCGGGCACGGACCAAUGGCUUCGUCGGCCGUGUCAGUGUCGGACGGUCCGGUCAUAGCCGAUCUCGAUCAGCUGCAACAACAGCAGCGACAACAACAGCAGCAACAACAGCAACAGCAUUGCGCCGUUAACGGUAAAACGUUGCAUCCGGUGUCGCUGGGCAGCGGAGCGGACAACAGCCAACAACAACCCAACCAGCUCCUCCUUCACUCCGCCAUCCAGCAACAACAAGCCGUUGAAUCGGAUCAGCAACCACCUCAGUCACAACAACAAUCCGCACAACGCCACGCACAACAACUUCUCGUGCCUGUCGGCGGCGGCGGCCUGGUGAUAGCCGGCGGCGGUCCGGUCGUGUCUUCCGCUCAAGAAAUGACGGGCCAGCCGGACGAGAUGGUCCAGCACGGCGGCGACCUUCACGGAGACCUCCACGGUGCUCACGGCGACGUCAUGAUGGAUCACCACCACCACCUGACCAUCGACCUCCACCAGGAGCACAGUCCGCUAGAUGGCAGCGACCAUCUCCCGCUGGACAUGGACGGCGAAUCUCCGCCCGGCUCACUCCACGACAGUCCCCUCUACCCGUGGAUGCGCAGCCAAUUCGCCGAGCGCAAGAGAGGGCGACAGACGUACACGCGUUUCCAGACGCUGGAACUGGAGAAGGAAUUUCACUUCAAUCGCUACUUGACGAGGCGAAGGCGGAUCGAGAUCGCCCACGCCCUUUGCCUGACGGAACGCCAAAUCAAAAUCUGGUUCCAGAAUCGGCGGAUGAAAUGGAAAAAGGAGAACAAAGCCAAACUGGAUGCCGGGUGUCUGGAAGGACUAUUGGUCGAGCACGUCCUGUCCAUGCCGCAGUAAAAACCAAACAGUAAAAGAAAAAUACCAGUAAAAAGAAAAACAAUCUACUACCAACUCUGUCCAGAAGAGGCUUUGGCGUAUUUUUUGAAAAACAAAAAUAAUUUCUAGGCCAAAAAAGGAAAAUUCUUUAAGGUCUUUUUUAAAAAUUUAACCUUUGACCCACCUCCUCGGAAGAACCUUUUAUACAGUAAAAAAAGAAACUUUUUCUUGUGUAACGAAGCCGACGGGAAAAACCAAAAUAACGUCGACUUUUGGGCGCAGGAAAAAUGGCAACAGAAAUACGUAAAAGAAAAAAAAAAUGAUAUACAUCAAUCCAGUCCUAUAGAUAAUGAUACGUCUCUCUAUUUCUAUUUCUUUCUUCUAUUUCAAUUUGAUUUUUUUGGGUUGAACUCUUUUCUUUUGUUUUGUUUCUGUUCGUGGCCGUUGCGUUACAAUUUUUUUUCUUUUGAUCUAUCUACAUAGGCCUCCUUUAUUAAGUGUAUUUGGCUACGAAUAUAUAUAUGCACGAUAUUUCGAUCGUCUUUCUCUUUCUCUCUCUCUUAAUGUAAUUUUUGAUUUCUUAUCGCAAAACAAAAUGGAGAAAAUGAAUCGGGAAAUGAUGGAAGGAAAAACAAAAUGAAAUUCCGUUCGUCAAAAAAUGUGUUUCUCAUCUUCUUCUUCUAUGAUGUGAAUGUGUCCGUGUGUGCCCACAUUCUCCCGUGUGUGAGGGCGCGCUUUCUUGAUUGAUCCCAGACGAUUUGUCCGUCAAAAAAAACAGAAAGAAGAAUGAAAAAAAAGUUGUCACCAUUUUCUCUCUCUUCAUCAGUCUCUCACACGUUCCUCGAGUCUCUACUCCUUUUUUCUUCUUCUUCUUCUUUUUUGCCUGGGCGCUGCUGUGGGCGUCUUAUCGCUGCGGGAACACGCGCCAGAGCUAUCCCCACCCACCGCCACCACGAAAAGUAUACGAUUUCUUUCUUUUCUCAUCUAUUCAUCAAAAACACAAAAAAAAUUUUUCUGUCUCUCAAUUUGGGUUUGCAUAUAAUAAUCAUUCUUGUCUCCACCCCACCCCACCCCCUUUGUUCCCUGUCAAAGAAAGAAGAAGAAAUAAUUCGACAGAGAAAAACAAAAAAGAUUGUGACGAGCGAUUGCGUUUAUAUUCUCGUGUAUGUUGUCAUUCGUAUAGCAUAAUAAUAAUAAUAAUUAAUAACUAUUCGAUAUUCGUUUGUUUGUGAACUUGCCAGCAUUUGUGUUUUUGUUUUUUGUAAAGAGAGAAAUGAGGAAGAAAUUCAGUGAAAAUUUUAAAAAAUUAAAUACGUAAAACAAACAAAAAACCUUUUUAGAAAACGUAAUUUUUUUUUCUCUCUCUCUCCCCGUCACCAGUGCGUCUCUCUAUUUUGUCUGCUCUAUACAUAUAUAUAUUAUACAUAUAAAAAUAAAGCGUAAAACCCACUCGUGGCAGCUGGACUGAAUGUGUAACACAUUGGACGCACUAACCCCCCCGCAAAAAGACAACACCGCCAUUCAUUUUCUUGUCUUCAAUUAAUUCAAAAAAGAAAAGAAAAAAACAAUUCGAGGAAAACUCAAAAGACACCAAAUGAUCCGGACUACCUCAUCCGAACGUCGCCCAACAGCAAACAGUUUGACGGAAGAAGUUUAAAUUAAAUAAAAAAAAAGAUUGAAAGAGUCGUGUGUACAGCUGAUGGCUAAUUCUUGUUCGUCCCUUCCGUUUCACGUGUACAACUCGAAUUUCUUUUCCCCUCUUCUUGCUGUAGUAUAAUUCACACAUCGUCUGCAAUCAAAGCGUGUGAACUCACCUUAUACAUCCCUCUGUCUGUCUGUCCCCUUUGUGCAACGCUAUCUACCCACGCAACAGCAACCUAUCACUGCAAUCGCCUCUCUCAAAAAAAGGAUAAAUGAACAAAAAAAAGCCCCAACCCAACCACACCUUGAUGAUCCUCCUCUCUCGUAUUGUAUAGAUGAUGGCGCAAUAAGUCUUGUGUGUUUGUGUAUGAGUGAAUGUGUCGUGGAUAUUAUAUACUGAAUCUGAUCCUCCUUCCUCCCCUUUCCGUACAUAAACAACAAC